AUGAUGCGGUUGCGUGGGCUCUAUGGAGGUCUUCCUCUGUCCGUGUACGCAUGGAUUGCGCAGGAAGUCGCAUUCCAUGCCGCCGGCCUCGCGUUCGAAUGGUGUGACCGCACCGGCGCAAUGAGGCGCCUCAAAGUCCGCAGCUCCGGGCGCAAGCCGUACCUCCAGCUUCUACCCAAGGUCCUGCUCAACCAGUUCCUGAUCCUUCUGCCCGCCAUGGUCCUAGCAGAAGCGACAGGACUGUGUUUUACCGGGUCCGCGCGGCUGUCCCCACUGCACUUCCUCCUCUCCCUCCCUGCGAUGGCUGUCGGCCACGACGUGGUCCAGUACAUCGCCCACCGUCACCUGCUACACAAUCCGGCCAUAUACCUCAUGCGCACCCUAAAACACUCCGUGCAUCAUUCCACCAGCGCCAGUCGAGGCAUCAGCGCCUGCUACAUGUCCGGCGCAGACUUCUUCCUUGAGAUCGUGCUACCGUACCUCAUCCCUCUCAUGCUAGUCGGAGGAGGCGGCGCUGAUGUGCGCUUUCACCUUUUAAUCGCGAGUCUCGGCGCCAUCGGCGGUGUCUACGAACAUUCGGGAUACGAUCUGGCUGUGUUGGUGCAGGGCGCGUCUCCUUCACCAACACCUAGCCUUUUCGCGCGCAUUUUUGACGGCCUUGUCAACAACCGCGCGCACGGCGCUCACCAUUCCCGAUCGAACGUCUCCUUCUCCGAUGGAUUCGGCAGCCCUGGAAUCUGUGAUACACUCUUUGGGACACGAUGGGACAUAGUGGCAAAGCGGCGGGAACUAGCGGAGAAAGAGUGGAAAGCUCAGCGCGCGAAGCACGAGCAGAACGGCAACGGCAAGACUGCCUGA
Monascus purpureus is the source of this 858-nucleotide messenger RNA. Lineage: Eukaryota; Fungi; Ascomycota; Eurotiomycetes; Eurotiales; Aspergillaceae. The record is from the annotation of a GenBank genome assembly.